AUGGUAAAUCUUGGAGUUCCAAUAAAUUCAGAAAAAAGAGAAAAUGAAAAAACAAAUUUAAAUAUCAAUCUUAAAAAAUUAAAUAUGAAAAGAUUACGGAAUGCACGAAAUAAAAAAGGAUUGCAAAGUGGUAGAAGUACAGGAAGUACAAACAGUAAAAGAAAAGAUGGAAAAAUAAAAUCAGCUAUAAAUAAAUGUAAUGAAAUAUAUAAAAAUAGAAUAUAUGUUAGUGAUUAUAUAUAUGUAUUAGAUAAAUUAAAUAUAGAAAAAAAUAAAAUUACACAUAUAAUUAAUGCAGCAGGAUAUGAAUGUAAAAAUAUAUUUGAAGAUAUGUAUCAAUAUAAAACAUAUUAUUUAAAUGAUGAUAUGUAUGAUGAUAUUUAUUUUGUUUUAUUAGAUUCUUGUUAUUUUAUUAAAAAUGUUUUAAAAGAAAAUCAAGAUAAUAAAAUUCUUAUACAUUGUAAUAAAGGUAUAUCAAGAUCAAUAAUAAUAAUCAUAUUUUUUAUUAUGACCGAAUUAAAUAUAGACUAUUUGAAUGCUUUUAAAAUGGUUAAGAAAAAAAGAAAACUAGCUAAUCCUAACAUGAAUCUAAUAACACAAUUAUUAAAUUUAUUUAAUCAGAAAAAAGAAAUAACCACAUUUAUUCAUUAUCCAAUUAAUAAUUCAAUGUUAAAUCAAGAUAAAAAAGAAAAUGAGGAAAAUUAUGAAAUUUAUUAUAAUUUUAACAUGUUUAGAAUUGAUGCUAUAAAUGGAAAUAUAACACCAACAUACAUAAAAAGAAUAACAAAUAAAACUAAUACAAACACUAUAAUUAUUUUGGAUAAAAGGUUUAAUUAUAUACUUACAAUUAAUUUUAAAGAAUAUUUUUUAUUGUUAUUUCAAGAAGCUUUUGAGCAAAAAUAUAUAUCUUUGUAUGACCAUUUUGUUUUUAUUUCUAACUAUUUUUUUAACCCAAUUUCUGAAAAUACAAAUAAAUCGAUUAUUAGAAAAAACAUUCUUGAAUUUUUGCAAAACUAUAUAAUUAAUGUCAAAGUCUUUGAUACUGUUUCCGAAUUAGACCAGCAUUACCUAAACCUGCAAACCUUUUUAAACCCUCAACCCUGA
Messenger RNA from Plasmodium yoelii, 1104 nucleotides. RefSeq lists its product as uncharacterized. The transcript has a single exon. NCBI's taxonomy places the organism in Eukaryota, Apicomplexa, Aconoidasida, Haemosporida, Plasmodiidae. Gene Ontology annotation, biological process: protein dephosphorylation. The record is from RefSeq and is a predicted model, not a curated record. Gene Ontology annotation, molecular function: protein tyrosine/serine/threonine phosphatase activity. Bases 1 to 1104 code for a protein of 367 amino acids.